AUGCGGUGGCUGAUGAAAGGGCCGCUGCUCCUCCUGCUGCUCCUGCUGGUGGGACCUCCCGCCGCUGCUGCGGCCACCAACGCCAGCGACGCCUCAGUGCUGCGGGCGCUGCGCGACACGAUUUUGAGCCUGGCCGAGCUGCGGGACGAUCCACCUGCAGCAUUUGCCGCUGCCGUGGCGAACCCUGCAUGCUGCGACCGUGCCCAGGUCCUGCAGAGGGAGCAGUGCCCCCUUGUAAUCACCUGUUCGAUUAUCGGCUGGACGAUGAACAUGACACCCGACCCCUGCGCCUGGGAAGGCGUCGGCUGCAGCGAGGGCGGCCGCGUCACGCAGCUCACCCUCCAGUUUGAUCCGCCGGAACCGCCACUCCGCCUGUCCAGCGCAUUUGUGGAUCUGGUAGCGCGGCUGCCAGCCUUGGAAGUGCUGGAGGUUCUGGAGGAGGCCGCCUUUGACCGCCCCACCCAGCUGCCGGCGUCGUGGGCGGGCCUCACAAGGCUUCGAAGACUCUUCGUCAACCAGCUUGGAGGAAACAAGCUCACCGGCUGCCUGCCACCGCACCUUCCUGCCGCCCUGCAAGCCCUGGAGGAGCUGGAUGUUUCCUUGAAUCGCUUGACGGGCACGCUGCCGCCGUCCUGGGCCAGCCUGUCCCUGGAUACCACGUGA
Molecule: messenger RNA, 663 nt
Organism: Chlorella variabilis
Lineage: Eukaryota; Viridiplantae; Chlorophyta; Trebouxiophyceae; Chlorellales; Chlorellaceae
Exons: 4
Coding region: 1-663 (220 amino acids)
Molecular function (GO): protein binding
Source: RefSeq, a predicted model, not a curated record